This is a messenger RNA of Peromyscus eremicus (cactus mouse), 2294 nucleotides long. RefSeq names its product SDA1 domain containing 1 (gene Sdad1). The transcript has 22 exons. The coding region runs from base 111 to 2174 and encodes 687 amino acids. The record is from RefSeq and is a predicted model, not a curated record. Gene Ontology annotation, cellular component: nucleolus. Gene Ontology annotation, biological process: ribosomal large subunit export from nucleus; ribosomal large subunit biogenesis. Lineage: Eukaryota; Metazoa; Chordata; Mammalia; Rodentia; Cricetidae.
CUUCCGGUUACACUAGGAAACACGCGUGUGAGCUGCGGCGGGGACUCGGCGGGGACUGACGGAGGUCUGCGUUUUCCAAGAACUCGCCCGGGAGCCCAUCUGCAGCCACCAUGUCGGGCAGGAACAACAACAAGCUGCCCAGCAACCUGCCGCAGUUACAGAACCUGAUCAAGCGGGACCCGCCGGCCUACAUCGAGGAGUUCCUCCAGCAGUAUAAUCACUAUAAAUCCAAUAUGGAGAUUUUCAAGUUACAACCAAAUAAACCCAGCAAAGAUCUGGCAGAGCUGGUGAUGUUCAUGGCACAGAUUGGCCACUGCUACCCCGAGCAUCUCAGCACCUUCCCGCAGGAGCUGAAGGAGCUGCUCUCCUACAAUCACACUGUCUUGGACCCGGAUCUCCGCAUGACGUUUUGCAAAGCGUUGAUCUUGCUGCGAAACAAAAAUCUCAUCAGCCCCUCGGGUUUGCUGGAGCUCUUCUUCGAGCUUCUGCGCUGCCACGACAAGCUGCUGCGGAAGACCCUGUACACACACAUUGUGACUGACAUCAAGAACAUCAACGCCAAGCACAAGAACAAUAAAGUGAACGUGGUGCUGCAGAACUUCAUGUACACCAUGCUGAGGGACAGUAACGCCACUGCAGCCAAGAUGUCUCUGGAUGUGAUGAUUGAACUCUACAGAAGGAACAUCUGGAAUGAUGCUAAAACUGUCAAUGUUAUCACAACUGCCUGUUUCUCCAAGGUCACCAAGAUAUUAGUUGCUGCUUUGACGUUCUUCCUCGGGAAAGAUGAGGAGGAGAAACAGGACAGUGACUCAGAAUCCGAGGACGAGGGCCCCACAGCGAGGGACCUGCUGGUGCAGUACGCCACGGGGAAGAAGGGUUCCAGGAACAAGAAGAAGUUGGAAAAGGCAAUGAAAGUGCUCAAGAAACAAAAGAAGAAGAAGAAACCAGAAGUGUUUAACUUUUCAGCUAUUCACCUGAUUCACGAUCCCCAAGACUUUGCAGAAAAGCUUCUGAAGCAGCUCGAGAGCUGUAAGGAGAGGUUUGAGGUGAAGAUGAUGCUCAUGAACCUCAUCUCCAGACUGGUGGGGAUUCACGAGCUUUUCCUCUUCAACUUCUACCCUUUUGUGCAAAGGUUUCUGCAGCCCCACCAGAGAGAAGUCACAAAGAUCCUGCUGUUCGCUGCACAAGCCUCUCAUCACCUGGUGCCGCCAGAGAUUAUUCAGUCAUUGCUCAUGACGGUGGCCAACAAUUUUGUUACUGACAAGAACUCUGGGGAAGUCAUGACCGUAGGAAUCAAUGCUAUAAAGGAGAUAACGGCCCGAUGUCCUUUGGCCAUGACUGAAGAACUUCUCCAGGACCUGGCUCAGUAUAAGACACACAAGGAUAAGAACGUAAUGAUGUCUGCCAGAACUUUGAUUCAUCUCUUCCGGACACUGAACCCUCAGAUGCUGCAGAAGAAGUUCCGGGGUAAACCUACUGAAGCCUCCAUUGAAGCAAGAAUACAAGAAUAUGGAGAGUUAGAUGCUAAAGAUUACAUUCCAGGAGCAGAGGUUCUAGAGAUUGGGAGAGAAGAGGGUACAGAGGAUGAUGAAGAUGGAUGGGAAAGCGCCAGCCUCAGCGAGGAAGAGGAGGAGGAUGGUGAAUGGGUUGAUGUGCACCACUCUUCCGACGAGGAACAGCAAGAGAUUGCUAAGAAGCUGGACAGCAUGCCCAUGGAGGAGCGGAAAGCCAAAGCUGCAGCUAUCAGCACGAGUCGGGUUUUAACACAAGAUGACUUCCAGAAAAUCCGCAUGGCCCAGAUGAAGAAGGAAAUGGACGCUGCCCCCGGGAAAGCCCAGAAAAGGAAAUACGUCGAAAUCGACAGUGAUGAGGAGUCCAGGGGUGAAUUGUUGUCUCUUCGGGACAUUGAACGCCUUCAUAAGAAGCCCAAGUCUGACAAGGAAACAAGACUAGCAACUGCCAUGGCAGGAAGGACAGACCGAAAGGAAUUUGUGAGGAAGAAAACCAAAAUAAAUCCGUUUUCCAGUUCCACAAAUAAAGAGAAGAAAAAACAGAAGAACUUUAUGAUGAUGCGAUAUAGCCAGAAUGUCCGGUCAAAAACCAAGCGUUCCUUCCGGGAGAAGCAGCUAGCACUACGAGAUGCACUUCUGAAAAAGAGGAAAAGAAUGAAGUAACCUACGAGCAAGUUAUCCAUUUCCUACUAAAUGCUAAGUGUGUAUCAACAUGCUGAAAAUUAGAAAAUAUUUGUUUACAUUAAAAGGCCAAGAAACGCUAUAUUUUGGAAACCACAGUAA